Molecule: messenger RNA, 2337 nt
Organism: Recurvomyces mirabilis
Lineage: Eukaryota; Fungi; Ascomycota; Dothideomycetes; Mycosphaerellales; Teratosphaeriaceae
Gene: SEC23
Product: GTPase-activating protein S23
Exons: 2
Coding region: 1-2337 (778 amino acids)
Biological process (GO): intracellular protein transport; COPII-coated vesicle budding; COPII-coated vesicle cargo loading
Cellular component (GO): COPII vesicle coat; endoplasmic reticulum exit site
Molecular function (GO): GTPase activator activity; zinc ion binding
Source: RefSeq, a predicted model, not a curated record
AUGGAUUACGAAGCACUAAAGGAGCAGUGGUCAGACAUCGAGGAGCGCGAUGGCAUCCGACUGUCAUGGAACACCUUCCCUUCUUCCCGCAUGGAAGCCAGCCGGCUAGUUGUGCCCAUUGGUGCCCUCUACACACCACUCAAGGAAAAGGCGGAUACACCUUUGCUACAAUACGAGCCAGUCACCUGCAAGCCACCAUGUCGAGCAGUCCUCAACCCCUUCUGCCAAGUGGACAUGCGAGCGAGAAUAUGGAUCUGCCCGUUCUGCUUACAGCGAAACAACCUGCCACCACACUACAAGGACAUCAGCGAGAACCAGAUCCCACCUGAGCUUCACCCAGGCAGCACAACAAUCGAGUACCGACUCUCCCGGCCAGCGCCCACACCUCCGAUCUUUGUAUUUGUGGUCGACACAUGCCAGGAGGAGGAUUCACUUAAGGCGCUCAAGGACAGUAUCAUCAUGUCUCUGGAUCUGCUACCACCGCAUGCCCUUGUUGGUCUGAUUACGUACGGUACCAUGGCACAAGUGCACGAGCUGGGGUACACGGAGUGCGCCAAAUCCUAUGUCUUCCGUGGUAACAAGGACUACAAUGGCAAGCAGGUGCAAGAGAUGCUUGGUUUGGUGCAAGGCGCGAGGCCAGGCAUGCAGCAGAUGCAACCUCGACCGGGUCAACCUGCGCCUCCACCAAUGGGCGGUGCUGGCCAGCGCUUCUUGCUGCCGGUACAGCAGUGCGAGUACCAGCUCACCAAUGCACUAGAGAGCUUACAAAAGGAUCCUUGGCCUGUUGCGAACGACAAACGUGCCAUUCGCUGCACUGGUGUUGCCCUAUCAGUAGCUGUCGGCCUGCUCGAGACGAGCUUCCAGAAUUCUGGUGCUCGAGUAAUGCUGUUUACUGGUGGAGCUGCGACAGAAGGUCCAGGUAUGGUGGUCGGACCCGAGCUCAAGGAGCAGAUCCGGUCUCACCACGACAUUGAUCGUGACAACAUCAAGUACUACAAGAAGGCGCUCAAGUUCUACGAUACACUGGCCAAGCGAACUGCACAUAAUGGCCACGUAAUUGACAUCUUCGCUGGCUGUCUUGACCAGGUCGGUCUACUGGAAAUGAAGGGCCUGCCCAAUAGUACUGGCGGCCACAUGAUACUCACCGACUCCUUUACCUCAUCCAUGUACAAGCAGUCUUUCGCCAAGAUCUUCGACACCGACUCGCAAGGCAAUUUGGCAAUGGGCUUUAAUGCUUCCCUCGAAGUGCUAUGCAGCAAAGAGCUCAAGGUCACUGGUCUGAUCGGCCAUGCUAUCAGCUUGAACAAGAAGUCCACACACGUUGGCGAGACCGAAUGCGGGAUUGGCAACACAUGCUCGUGGAAGAUGUGCGGUAUCGACCCUGCAGCAUCCUACGGCGUGUACUUCGAAGUCGCCGGCCAAGGCGGUCCCGCAGCAGCAGCAAUGCAGCAAGGCCCACAAAAAGGCCUCAUCCAGUUCCUCACCUACUACCAACACAGCGCCGGCCAAUACCACCUCCGAGUCACCACAGUCGGCCGCAACAUCUGCGCGCCAUCCGGCGACCCAGCCCUCGCUCAAUCCUUCGACCAAGAAGCCGCCGCAGUCCUCAUGUCCCGUAUCGCAGUCUUCAAAGCCGAAGUGGACGACGGUCCUGACGUCCUCCGAUGGGUCGACCGCAUGCUUAUCCGUCUCUGCUCCCGCUUCGCCGAGUAUCGCAAAGACGACCCUACGUCUUUCCGCUUGGAGAAGAACUUCACCCUCUACCCCCAAUUCAUGUUCCAUCUACGCCGAUCACAAUUCCUUCAAGUCUUCAAUUCAUCUCCCGACGAGACGGCCUUCGAUCGGCAUGUGCUGAAUCAUGAGGAUGUGGGCAAUAGUCUGGUCAUGAUCCAACCGACGCUGGAUAGUUAUACUUUUGAUCAAGAAGGUGCGGUGCCGGUGUUGUUGGAUUCGACGAGUAUCCAGCCUCAGACUGUGCUGUUGCUUGAUACGUUCUUCCAUAUUCUCAUCUUCCACGGCGAGACGAUGGCUGAGUGGAGGAAAGCUGGAUACCAGGAUAUGGAAGGAUAUGAGAAUUUCAAGGAGUUGCUAGAGGCGCCGAAGGAGGAUGCGAGGGAACUCAUCCAAGACCGCUUCCCACUUCCCCGCUUCAUCGUCUGCGAUGCUGGGGGCUCACAGGCGCGUUUCCUGCUCGCCAAACUCAACCCUUCGACCACACAUACCAGCUCGAGCUAUGGCGGCGUGACGCAGACUGCGCAGACGAUCUUCACGGACGAUGUCAGUUUGCAGACUUUCAUGGAUCACUUGAUGAAACUCGCUGUCAGCGGAACGAGCUAG